UUUUUAAGGCGCCAAGUCUGAAAACAGAAAAAUCGGGGGAGAGAUUUUUCCGGAAGUUAUACGGAAUUUGCUUGAAAAAGAGCGACUACACUCCGCACAGGUUUUGAACAAGUUGUUGGGAAGGGAUUUUGUGAACUAUGAGGCCAGAAAAAGGAGGAGUGCAGGAGUUUCUCCAACAGUUGGAUGCCAAGGCAACCAAACUCACCAGUUACUAUGGCAACGACUACCCUCAAGGUCAUCAGGGCGGAGGUCAAGGUCAGACGCAGGACUCAGCAGGUCAGAGGUCGAGUGGUGAGGAUGCCAGAGCUAAUGAAAUGGAGACCAUGAUACAAAAUUUGCAAGAGAAGAAAAGACAACUGAAACAGAGACUUUGCAGUGGACCAAAACAGGUAUUUGGGAGCCUUGACAAUAAGAAGUUGCAGAGGUUCAAAGUGAAGACUGAGGCUGACAGAGCUGCCAUGAGGAGGGCGGCUGACUACAUCAAACAGAGGAGAGCUGAGGAACUCAAGAAGGCUUACAGCUUGGCAGGUAUGAGUAUGACCCGUGUGUCGGAGUCCUGUGUCUGUGUCACCUGGAGGACCUUCAGUGCCGGACAGUACAGGGAGUCCUACCAGGCUGACAUCCAUGUUUCACAGAGCUUGAAGAUUGGUCACCACACCCUCCCCACCUCCCUACCCCUGGAGGAGCUAAGCUCCACCCUCCUGAACUCUGACCUGAAGAAGUUUCUCUGGGCAGUUGGAGACCAUCUGAACGCCUUGGUGUCUGGAGCAUGA
This is a messenger RNA of Branchiostoma belcheri (Belcher's lancelet), 773 nucleotides long. Its product is annotated as centromere protein O-like. The coding region runs from base 138 to 773 and encodes 211 amino acids. Gene Ontology annotation, cellular component: Mis6-Sim4 complex; kinetochore. NCBI's taxonomy places the organism in Eukaryota, Metazoa, Chordata, Leptocardii, Amphioxiformes, Branchiostomatidae. The record is from RefSeq and is a predicted model, not a curated record. The transcript is spliced from 5 exons.